AUGUCGCUCAUACAUACUCCGCCACAAAAACCGGCCGACGUGCAGAAAGAAAACGAAGAAGAAAAUGAAGAAGUGAGUGAAGAAGAAAUUGAAGAAGAAGAAGAGGAAGACGAGCUAAGCUUGCUUAUCUACAAGCGUGGGCAAGUGAAAGCGAAAGUGACAAGACUCCGAAGCACCUUGCGAAUGGAACGGCGUAAUAUUAACUUACCAAGGGCGCAAGUAAUGAAGAGCAACCUGGCUAAGCACUACGACGAGUACUUGCUGUACCACAGUCAGGUACUGGACAACGUCAACAAAAAAGGUAGGAAAUCUCAAGAAAUAAAAUAUGAAGAAUUUGAAGAGCUGUACACGGACACAUUGGUGAUGCUCCAAACGAUCGUAAAUUGUCUGUCAUUGCCACCACCCGGAUCAUCUGUUCGUGCUGGAGCAUCAGAGAGAGUCGUCGUUCAACAACAGAGCUUGAAAGUACCCCUGCCUACAUUUGACGGAAAAUAUGAGAAUUGGCCCAAAUUCAAGUCCAUGUUCUUGGACUUAAUGAAAAAUUCCAGUGAUUCAGAUGCUGUUAAGCUCUAUCACUUGGAAAAGUCCUUGGUAGGAGCUGCAGCUGGGGUUAUCGACAUCAAAACCAUAAACGACAACAACUACCAGCGGGCAUGGAAAAUACUAGAGGAUCGCUUCGAAAACAAGCGCAACAUUAUAGAAACGCACCUACGAGGAUUGAGCAAGAUGAAAAGGAUGACAAAGGAGUCCUCUACCGAGCUUCGUGAAUUAGUCGAGGAAUGUACACGGCACGUCGACCACCUGGAGUUCAUGGGACAACACUGCGAAGGAGUUUCCCAUUUAAUGGUUAUUCUCCACCUGUCCGAUGCCUUGGAUCCUGAAACAAAGAAGUUAUGGGAAGCUACAUUGGAGUAUGGAGAGCUGCCAACGUACAACGAGACAAUAGAUUUUCUGAGGAAACGUUGUCAAAUUAUGGAACGAUGCGAGGCUCCAGAAUCGUCAGUCAACCCAAAAGCGAAGGUGAACGUGAAGUCAGCACCAACUAAAAGUGUUACGAAAACUUUAGUAGCAACCACCGACAAUACCAACGGGUAUUCAUGUCAGCUAUGCAACAAGGUACAUCAGACGUUCCGUUGUGAAGAGUUCCGUGCGUUGAGUACAAGCGAGCGUAUAGCUAGAGCCAAGAACAUGAGGGUUUGCUUCAACUGCUUUCGUAAAGGCCAUAGGCUGGCAGAGUGUCAAUCAAAGAAGACGUGCAUGGUGUGCAAGUUAAAACACAAUACUCUUCUACACCUGGAAGAUGCACAGAAAGGAUCAAGUAACCGGAACAAGGCGCAGCAAUCGGAGCAGCAAGAAGAUGCGGAAUCAGGAAGCAGCAAGCCACGACGUUUACCAUCAGCAGAGGAAAAGGAUUCCGAUAAGUCUACCAUUUGUUCGUAUAGCAUGCCUCAUUCGCCCAGUCAGGUGCUGCUUAUGACAGCAGUAGUACAUGUGAUGGAUAAAAACCACAAAGUUCAAAAAUGUCGAGCAUUUAUUGAUCCAGGCUCUAUGUCACACAUGUUAUCGACCAGGAUGGCCAAGUUACUUGAUCUGCCAUCAUCACCAACUCACGUAACCGUUACUGGAAUCAAUGGUACCAAGUCUACCGGAAACAAGCGGAUGGCGGUUGAGUUUACGUCCAGGAUUUCGGAUUUCUCUGCAAAAAUCAACUGCUUGGUGCUGGACAGAAUUACAGGAAUGAUUCCGUUGACGAACAUCAACACAUCGUCAUGGGGGAUCCCUGCGAAUUUUGAUCUAGCUGAUCCAGAGUUUCACCGGCCAGAUGAUAUCGAUUUGCUUAUCGGUUGUGGAUUGUUCUGGCAGCUACUGGUUCCAGGAACGUUGAAGUUAGCUGAAAAUCUUCCUGAGCUUCACAAUUCCAGGCUUGGUUGGAUCGUAACAGGAGAAAUUAACAGCAACGGAGAAGAACCAGAAACAGUGGUCGUGCAUUCGAAUGCCGCUAUCGUGUCACCGUCGUUGGAGACGUUGAUCCAGAAAUUUUGGGAAAUUGAAGAUGUCUCAGACCGGGAUGAAGCCGCAAGCGAAGACUUUUGUGAACGACAUUUCCAGGAGACCCAUCGUCGUGAUAGGAAUGGCAAGUACAUUGUGUCACUUCCUUUCAAGGAUAAUGUCAACGAACUAGGUGAUUCCAGAGCAAUGGCCGUUAAGCGGUUUAUGAUGUUGGAGAAACGUUUAAGUCGUUGUACGGACCUUCGGCAUCAAUACGAGGCAUUCAUGAAUGAGUACCAAAGCUUGGGACACUGUAAGGAGAUCAAUGAGUCAACGGAUCCACCAAAUUUGCAAACAUACUACCUGCCCCACCACGCUGUCUUGAGACCCUCAAGUUCCAGCACAAAAUUGAGGGUCGUGUUCGAUGCUUCAGCAAAAUCGUUAUCGGGAAGGUCGCUUAAUGAUGUUCUUCAUGUUGGUCCUGUAGUGCAGAGCGACCUCUUCUCCAUCGAUUUGCGGUUCCGGAAGCAUACAGUCGUUUUCAAAGCUGAUGUUAAAAAGAUGUACCGGCAAGUCUGGAUGAAUCCUCUAGACACUAGGUAUCUUCGAAUGUUCUGGAGAUCGAAUCCAAGUAAGCAAUUAAAAGUGUUCGAGCUCACAACGGUGACAUACGGAACGGCAUCCGCACCGUUUCAGGCAACAAGAGCGUUGAAGCAGCUUGCAAUGGACGAAAAAGAGCGGUUUCCUAUGGCUGCAGAAAUCGUUGAGAACGAUUUUUAUGUGGACGAUAUUUUGAGUGGUGCAAAUAGCAUUCCGGAAGCAGCAGAUCGAAUAGUACAGUUGAAGCAGCUGUUGGAAUCCGGUGGAUUCCCGAUACACAAGUGGUCAUCAAAUUCUCCAGAGAUCUUGAGGAAUAUUCCUGAGGAAGAGAAGGAAAAACCGUUCGAGUUAGAAAACAUCAGUGGUUGUGAAGUGAUCAAGACAUUGGGUAUACUAUGGGACCCUGUAACGGAUGAGUUCCUGUUUGCAGUUCCAGAGGCAGAAAAAAUAGAAAUGGAGAAGAUCACCAAAAGAUACGUGUUGUCGCAGAUAGCCAGGCUAUACGAUGCACUGGGCCUAGUAUCGCCAAUCGUUGUGCUUGCUAAGCUCAUCAUGCAAGAUCUCUGGGCCAGCGAGCUAGGCUGGGAUGAGCAGUUGAAAGAAGAGCAGUUAAGAGCCUGGCAAAUGUUUGCGUGCUCGUUGCCAGACUUAUCAUCCAUGAGAAUUCCAAGAGGCGUGGUAUCCCAGAAUGCGGAGGUUAUCGAACUUCAUGGUUUUGCAGAUGCUUCAAAGCUUGCUUACGGUGCCUGCUUAUAUGUACGCUGCAUUGGCAGUGACCGGGGUGUACUCACUAAGCUUUUGUGCAGCAAAUCUAAGGUGGCACCACUGAAGGAGCUGACUAUUCCUCGGAAGGAGUUGUGCGCUGCGCUGCUCCUGAGUCGUCUUGUGGACAAGGCGGUUCCUGCGUUGCAAAUAGAGUUCCAGAAGAUUUUGUUGUGGAGUGAUAGUCAAAUCGUACUUGCCUGGCUCAAGAAAUCAUCGGCCUCGCUGCAGGUCUUCGUACGAAACAGAGUGGCUGAAAUCAACGAAUCGGCGUACAAGUGGAAUGCGAAAUGGGAUUACGUGCAUACUUCAACCAAUCCGGCAGAUGUUGUGUCUCGUGGCCAACUUGCGGAUUCGCUACGAGUAAACAGGCUAUGGUGGAGCGGUCCGGUGUUUUUGAAUGAAGCAGAAAUCCAUCCGGACGAAGCAGAUCCGUUUCCCGAAGAUCAGAUUCCGGAACUUCGAAGAGUGACUCAAGGUUCAGCGGCGUUGAUUGAAGUACUUCCAGUCUUCACGAAAGAUGUCAAUCAGAAGAUGGGUAACCUUCCCGAAAGCAGAGUCAUCCCGGCAACUCCAUUCGCCAAAACCGGGGUGGAUUACGCUGGUCCAGUCUUUGUGAAGCACGGGAUUAGAAAACCAAUCUUGGUGAAGGCGUAUAUUGCUGUCUUCAUUUGCAUGGCAACGAAAUCCGUGCACCUAGAGCUAGUUUCAGACCUCAGUGCUUCAGCAUUCAUUGCAGCAAUGCAUAGGUUUGUAAGUCGUCGCGGCAUACCUGAACAGAUGAAUUCGGACAACGGAUUAAACUUUGUCGGAGCAAACAACGAGCUUCAUGAGCUCUACAAGCUUUUCAAGGACCAGCAAACCAGUAAGGUCAUCGAUGAAUUCUGUCAACCAAGAGAGAUUGAAUGGAAGUUCAUCCCCCCACGGGCACCCAACUUCGGAGGAAUUUGGGAAGCCAAUGUAAAAUGUGUAAAGUCUCACCUGAAGAAGAUACUCCAUACAACAUCGUUGAAUUUCGAAGAGUUUUCGACAGUGCUGACGCAGAUAGAGGCGAUAUUGAAUUCUCGUCCGCUAUUCACACAAUCCAGUGAUCCUAACGAUUUGGCUGUGAUCACUCCAGGCCAUUUUUUGAUCGGACGUGAGCUUACGGCAAUCCCAGAACCAUCAUACGAGGACAUCACCGUUAACAGGCUGACCCGCUGGAAAUAUAUUCAAUUACUUCGCCAGCACUUUUGGAGAAGAUGGUCGUCCGAAUAUUUGCACCAUCUACAGGUACGUGAAAAAUGGAUUGUCAAGCAACCGAAUAUCCGUGAAGGCAUGAUUGUUGUCUUGAAGGAGGAUCAUCAGCCAGCGCAAUCCUGGAAAAUAGGAAGGGUUAUCACAACUUACCCGGGAAAGGAUGGAGCUGUCAGAGUGGUAGAUCUGCAGACACCUCAAGGCGUGUUCCGAAGACCCAUCAGCAAGAUUUGUCCGCUCCCAAUUGAGGAAAAUGCUUGCAAAGCUAAGACCGACGAGGAAAAUUUGGAAUUUUCCGGCGGGGAGAAUGUUCGUCCGCUUCCUUCCGAGUCCGAACGAUAG
Ochlerotatus camptorhynchus is the source of this 4929-nucleotide messenger RNA. RefSeq lists its product as uncharacterized. Lineage: Eukaryota; Metazoa; Arthropoda; Insecta; Diptera; Culicidae. Gene Ontology annotation, biological process: DNA integration. Gene Ontology annotation, molecular function: nucleic acid binding. The transcript is spliced from 2 exons. Bases 1 to 4929 code for a protein of 1642 amino acids. The record is from RefSeq and is a predicted model, not a curated record.